AUGACGAUGGAGACGGAUGAACUGAAUAGCUGCGGUAGCGGCAGCGACAGUGGUUCCAGCGGGAGUAGCUGCCGGGGCGGUGCUCUCCGCAGUGUCCGCUGCGCCGGAAGCAGCAGUGGAAGUAACAGCGAUGCUGGUGCCAGCAGCACCGGCAGUGGCGGCGACAGCACACCGCCCGCGUCGUGCAGCAGUGAUAGUGAUAAGGCCAGUGAUACUAGCAGUAGUCUGUGUAGUGAAAACGAUAAGGAUAACGAAAGUGAAUCGGAGAAGAGCAACGAGCGCAAGAGAAGUGGUGGUUGCAGGGAGGGCAAGGGAGAUGCGGGCAAACCGGGCAAAGUUAUCGAGGGCAAUCUGGGGCCGCUGACAGCGACGGUAAAAUUCAUCAAUCCGUACAAAAACAACUGGAUCAAUGCCGACCGGUUGAACGAGCUGCGGAAGAAGGUGCAGGAUGCGACCAAGCACCACCGGGUGUUUCUGCUGCGCGGAUCCUUCCACACCGUGCGCCGGGCGCUGGUGGAGCGCGGCUGGGUCGAGAAGCUGGACGGGUUCCGGGUGAAAGCGCAGGCUUCGACCUCGUCGUCCGGCUUCAUCCUGGAGGAUCUGGUCUCCCAGCUGCCGGACCGGAAGCCGGGCGAGUCACGCAAGAACCACAUCGCCAAGUGCGAGCGCAGCAUUAUGUCGCGCUUUCUGGAGCACACGCCGAUCGAUUUCCUGUGGACGGCCCGCCGCGAGAAGGCGGACUGGCUCGAUCUGACGAAGAACUCAUCGCUAAUCAUCAACCGGUUCGCGAAGGCCCCGUUUACGACGAAAGAGGGCCUCUGCUCGGCGCUCCACGAUUUCCAUUGGUUCUACGAGGAGGGCAUGUCCGAGACCUACUUUCCGCGGUGCUAUAACGUUUGGAACCCGGAGGAGUUGAACGAGUUUGUCGACAACUUCCGGCUGACGGCGUCAAUGGGCCUGCUCAAGUGGCUCGUCGAGCGGCAUGCGAACGGGGGCCUCGACGCCAUCAUCGCAGACGAUGGCAACGUGCCGAGCACGUGCAUCGCGUUCUCGUUGACGCGCUGCAAGGAGUACCUGGACUACUGCCUGCACAACGACAUCGACAUCGAGGAAGAGCCGAAGGUGUGGGACCACGACUGGGACGUGUUCCUCACGCACCACUACCUGCUCACGCACGAGGACAACCGGAUACAGCUGCUCAAGGAGGAGCGGGACGCGGACGCUAUCGUCCUCUACCUUGCCGAGGCCAAGUCGGUGCUAGAGCAGAUCAAGAGCUACUGGCCACAGUACGCGCUCGAUGGCUAUCUGAACAUCUGGAUCGUAAAGCCCGGCAACAAAUGCCGCGGCCGGGGCAUUCAUCUGAUGAACAACAUCAAGCAAAUCAUCGCCAUGGUCAAUCCACCGAUUGUCAGCAAAACGCGCUACGUCAUCCAGAAGUAUAUCGAACGUCCCCUCAUCAUUCACAACACAAAGUUCGACAUUCGCCAAUGGUUCAUGAUCACGAGCGUGCAACCGCUGAACAUUUGGUUCUACAAGGAAAGCUACCUACGGUUCAGCUCGCAGCAGUACAAUCUAAUGAACUACCACGAAUCGGUGCACCUGACGAACCACGCAAUCCAGAAGAAGUACCACAACGCGGUGCGCGAUGAGCGGUUGCCGCACGAGAAUAUGUGGGACUGCCACACGUUCCAGGCGUACCUGCGCCAGAUCGACAAGUACGAGCUGUGGUCCGAGCGCAUCUACCCGGGCAUGCAGAAAGCAAUCAUCGGCUCGCUGUUGGCCUGCCAGGACAACAUGGACCGACGGCCCAACACAUUCGAGUUAUACGGUGCCGAUUUCAUGAUCACAGAAGACUUUUUCCCAUGGCUGAUCGAGAUCAACUCCAGUCCGGAUUUGGCACCGAGCACCAGUGUCACGGCGCGACUCUGCCCGCAGUGCGUGGAGGACACGAUCCGAGUGGUUAUCGAUCGACGAACGGACCCGAACGCCCCGACCGGUUCGUUUGAGCUGAUCUACAAGCAAAUCAUCCCGAAAACUCCGGCCUACAUGGGGCUGAACUUGCAGCUGCGAGGUCACCGUAUCACGCCCAAGAGCUCCAUGAAGAAGGAUCGCAUGCGCAUGCUGCCGCUGAAGCCGGUCCAGAACGUGCUGCAGGUGUCCCGGUUGGCAACGUCGGCGGCAGCCCCCGUCAAGCAGCCUGCUUCGCCGGUCAUCAUGGACCUGAUCGAGUGCAUGCAGUUCCGGGACGGGAAGCAGGACGAUGAGCUGCUGGGCGGUGGUCGGCUGCGUGGGGCCUGCGGUGUAACGUCCGCCACGCUCUACAAGCGGUCCAACUUCUCGCACAAGUCCACCAACCUGCGGUACGAUUUCGAAAAGAAAAAGUCCUACAUCAUCUCGAAAACGGGCGAACUGUUUCGGCGCAAUGGCGGAACCGGCGCCAAGUACCUGACCGACGGUGAAACGUACAUCGACAGUGUCGAGGCUUGGGAGCGGGCCACGACCAGCUUCUUCCAGCACAACUUCAACUCCAACACCCUCAGCUCACUCACUGCCAAAGCGCACGAAGCGACGGACAAAGGACAAUCGAACGGAUGCGAAGGCAAGUCUGGUGGCUCCACCAGCGUUUCCGGGGACUCGAGCGACGAGCCGAGCGAUAACAGUCCCGAGAAGCUGCCUCCGGACUCGGUGGAGAACCUUACCGCAGGCGGCCACGCAGCUGGCACCAGUAUGAACCCGACGACCGGCUUCCCCACGACGGUACGGUACGGCGGCAAACCAUCCGGCGGACGCAUGGGGACGACUUCGAACAACUUCUACACCCUCGGGUUUAGUCUGCGGGUUAGGCCGUCCAAACCGGUGCGUCCAACGGCCACCAAGCUGCACCACGCCCUAUCGGCCGAGGACCUCUCGGCAGCGUCCGGCACCGACGGCCACCGAACGCACGGACCCGCCGGAUACCAUCAGCGCUCCAACACUACCGGCCUAGUAUCUGGCGCUGGUGGUGGUAGGCCGGACCAUAGUGCCGCCAUGCUGCAGCCGCCAUCGCCAUUCUAG
Molecule: messenger RNA, 3054 nt
Organism: Anopheles cruzii
Lineage: Eukaryota; Metazoa; Arthropoda; Insecta; Diptera; Culicidae
Gene: TTLL3A
Product: tubulin glycylase 3A
Exons: 4
Coding region: 1-3054 (1017 amino acids)
Biological process (GO): cilium movement; protein polyglycylation; cilium assembly
Cellular component (GO): cilium
Molecular function (GO): protein-glycine ligase activity, initiating
Source: RefSeq, a predicted model, not a curated record